Messenger RNA from Sphenostylis stenocarpa, 987 nucleotides. NCBI's taxonomy places the organism in Eukaryota, Viridiplantae, Streptophyta, Magnoliopsida, Fabales, Fabaceae. The record is from the annotation of a GenBank genome assembly.
AUGGCCAAAGAUCCAGUUCGCGUUCUCGUCACCGGCGCUGCAGGGCAAAUUGGAUAUGCUCUUGUACCUAUGAUUGCUAGAGGAGUGAUGUUGGGUCCUGACCAGCCUGUGAUCCUCCACAUGCUUGAUAUUCCUCCAGCAGCAGAGUCAUUGAACGGAGUUAAAAUGGAAUUGGUGGAUGCUGCAUUCCCCCUUCUGAAAGGUGUUGUUGCAACAACUGAUGUGGUUGAGGCAUGCACUGGUGUCAAUAUUGCUGUGAUGGUUGGUGGAUUCCCAAGAAAAGAAGGUAUGGAGAGGAAAGAUGUGAUGUCUAAGAAUGUCUCAAUUUACAAGUCCCAGGCUUCUGCCCUUGAAAAGCAUGCUGCUGCCAACUGCAAGGUUCUGGUUGUUGCUAACCCAGCAAACACCAAUGCAUUGAUCUUGAAGGAGUUCGCUCCAUCUAUUCCCGAGAAAAACAUUUCUUGUUUGACUAGAUUGGAUCACAACCGGGCUCUGGGCCAAAUUUCUGAAAGACUUGGUGUCCAGGUUUCUGAAGUGAAGAAUGUCAUAAUCUGGGGUAAUCACUCAUCUACUCAGUAUCCUGAUGUUAACCAUGCAACUGUUGGGGACAAACCAGUCCGUACUCUGGUGGCGGAUGAUGCCUGGUUGAAUGGGGAGUUCAUAACAACUGUUCAACAACGUGGUGCUGCAAUUAUCAAAGCUAGAAAGCUUUCAAGUGCACUAUCAGCUGCUAGUGCUGCUUGUGACCAUAUUAGAGAUUGGUUUCUUGGAACUCCUCAGGGCACCUGGGUGUCUAUGGGAGUAUAUUCUGAUGGUUCUUACAAUGUUCCAGCUGGACUGAUCUAUUCAUUCCCUGUCACUUGUGCCAAUGGGGAAUGGACAAUUGUCCAAGGACUUCAUAUUGAUGAGUUCUCAAGGAAGAAGUUGGACUUGACGGCCGAAGAGCUUUCUGAGGAGAAGGCAUUGGCUUACUCAUGCCUUUCUUAG